Molecule: messenger RNA, 1194 nt
Organism: Gregarina niphandrodes
Lineage: Eukaryota; Apicomplexa; Conoidasida; Eugregarinorida; Gregarinidae
Exons: 1
Coding region: 1-1194 (397 amino acids)
Source: RefSeq, a predicted model, not a curated record
AUGGCCGGGUGUGUGAGAUUUGGGUUUGGCGACAGUGACAGUAUUACGCCACGCUUGUUUCUGGCCGUGGCCCUGCAGACGGUUGACCAGUUGAUGGAGAAGCAAAGUACGUUGUUCAGCACCGAGCAGAUCCAGUUGUUGAGUCACGAUGUUCAUCCGACCGUGAGAGUGGACUUUGAAGGCGCCACCAAGUACAAGGAUUUCUACGAAGCUAAUGUCGAGCCAGAUCGAGUUAAUUGGGCUAGGCAUACCUUGCUGAUGUUGGCUGAGGAUGGUCAGCUGGAGGGUCCGUCAAUCGCUCCGUUGAAGACGUCGAUGGGGAGCAUGUGCCAGUUGCGCGACGCUCUGUUGGAGUCUUACAAAACGCUUGAGCCCUCUGGCAACUACAAGUCACUCUUCUGGAAGGGAGUCUGUCGGCCUAUGCUUUGGACGAACACCAAGGGCCGGCUGAUGGCGGCGUCCGACGCCGUGGUGCGUAAGAGAGGUUACGUGUGCUCUCGGUGCGAAUUAGGUGGGGUGGUAAGCCUUCCCGCGUGGAACAGUGUGAUCAAUACCGCAACACAAGACAGGUAUGGCUGGCGUGGUAUACCCUGGCGUGAUUUCAUGCCUGAGGACCUUCGACUCCCCCUCAGGGAAUGGGUAGCACGUGGCGGAGAGUUCACACCAAGGGGACAGUGGCCGACAGGGAAUGAUAUGCGGUUCGUCUGGCCUCAGGAGAUCGAACACGCCAAGGGGCGCAUCCAGACUGAAGCCAAGAAGCAAGGCGUCAAGUGCGACGAGUACCCGUGGGAGGCAACGUUUAUGCCACGUGAUGAAUCCAUUAGGUGUAGCGGUGACAGGGCAAAGGACGGCAUUUAUGCAACCAUGCUUAAUUACCUUAGAGUCUGGCGCGUCGCUAACCUCGGCGACCUAAUCAAGUCCUACCGUUUCUCGAUAGACGUCAUCCAUCCGCUCGAGAUGGAUGCUCGCCGGCUCAUCUAUCAGUCAAAAGAAUCAGGUGAUAAUUACUACAUCGGCAGCUACGCACAAACCUACGUUGUGCUCGAAGGCGCUGACAGUGCCGAAGCCUCCAGGCUGCGCCUUGCUACUGUCCCCUACUGCCUGAUCGCGAAAGACUCGAAAGACGCCUCGGCUCGACAAAAGGCCUUCUGGAAGCAAGUAAGAAUUGACGCAGGUUGUGACGUGUACAAGUAG